UAUUUCUUUUGGCAGGUUAUAAAAACGAAAAGAAAAAAGCCUUCUUAUGCCAAAAUUUCCUCCAUCAUCUUCUACUUCCUCUCAUCUUCCAUGGCGUUGAAAUUCUCUCAGAUAAUCUUUAUUGUUAUUUGGCUCUCUCUCUUCUUCCUCCUCCUCCUCCACCACUUGUACUUCUUCAACCUCCACCGUCUCUACUCUCUAAAUGUGGUGGAGCCGUCGGUUUCGAAGCACCACGAUCAUCGUCUCUACACCAUUAGUAGAUUAGUCAGCAGAAAAGCUCUCUCCCACACAUUUGACUUCACACCUUUCCAGCACCGGAAAAACAACCACCAUCAUCCUCGUUCCGGGGAGGCACACGGCGGCGAUGAGAUCGAUCCUCGUUACGGAGUGGAGAAACGCCGUGUUCCCUCCGGACCUAAUCCGUUGCACCAUUAAUUGAUGAAUGACGAUGACACGUGCUUGGUUUGAGUGGUAACAUAUAAGCCAAAGAUACACCUUUACCUACCUUUUUUUGUCCGAAAGGGGAAACUUAAAGAUUAGAGUAUUUCAUUUUCUUAGAUACGAAUACGUUUUACGAGUUGGGUUUGAUACGUUUUUCUUCUUUAAAUCAUAGUAAACAAAGGGUAUUUUAGUUUAGCUUCUUUUUUUGUUUUUUGUUUUUUGAUAAAUCCUAUGGCGACUGAUUUGGUACGCCUCGGGAGGAACGCACUUAGUGCUACAGAGUGGACUGUCAGACCCGAGUUUGAUCUACCAUGUAAACAAUUUGGGCCGAAAUUCAAGCUCCGACUGACCAAAUGAUGAUAAUUUAGUUUUCAGAAGGAAUCGAACAUAUGAAUGAUGUGGAUAUACAUCAAACCCCAAAAAAUUGCUAUUAUACUACAACCAAUUGGUUUUUAGUUUUUGUUUUGAUGAUUAUAUAUGUAAAUAUAUUUAGUUACUCAAGAAAUUGUCAUCUUGAUUAUUGUGAUUUGUUUUGUUACUUUAGAAUAUCUCCAAGUUCACUUCAUUUUUGCUUUAAAAUGAAAUUUUGAAUAAAAAAGGUUUUAAUUUUACUUUAUUUUUUUGUUUUAUAAUGAAGAAAAAAAUGGAAUUAUUUAAUUAAGUAAUGAAUUUAUUUUUAAUUCAUUAUUCUAUUUUCACUUUAAAGUGAAGAAGGUUUAAGAAGGGUUGAAAUAAAAUGCAUCCCAUUAUAGAAUUAUUAUUGAAAAUAUGUUAUAAACUGAAGAUGCUAGCUCUUUAUUAUGUUAACUGUCAUGUAUAAUGAUUACUACUUAAAAUUAAAAUAAACAAAAUGGUCGUAUCACUAAUGAUGGAUUUUCAAAUAAUUUAACUUUGGGGUAGCCAACCAGUAGCUGCGACGGCACGUCAAAAAUUCACAACUCAAAAGAAAUUCUAGAUGCGUUAUUAUACCGCAUAUAAAAUAAUUAAUCUCAUAUGUAUUAAUUCUUAAGAUGUUUUUAUAGCCACGUGUUAUCACUAAGAUGAUUUUUAGAAUUCUUGAAAAAUGAGCUAGUCCACAUAAAUAUAUAUUAUAUUUUUUAUUAAACUAAUUAUCAAAUUGAUUAAUAGUGUACCAAAUUUUUCGUUUAUUUCAUUAAAUAAAAGAUACGAAAUUAUCUAAUAUGAUUAACAUAUAUAUGAAAAUUAAUGAUUAUGAAUAAUACAUAUUCAAUUUUGUAUCCUCUCUCUUUUUUGUUUAUUUUUAUAUUAUUAAAAAAAUUAAACAAUCACAUUAAGCAUAUAAUAAAAAAUAGUUUUUUUCUUCUAUGUUAUAUUUUUGAAUUUUUUAAAAUGACUAUAAAUUACUAAAAAUGGUAAAAGUCUCAUAUUGAAAAUUUUGUGAUUAAUGGUUUAAUUUGUUUUUGCUCAAGCACGAUACAAAUAAUGAUAAAUAGUAUGGAUAUAAAUCAAAUUAAAUACUAUAUAUAAAUAUUUUAAUUUCAAAAUUUUCAGUAAAAAUAUUGAGAUCUUAAUAUUUAAUUUUGAAAUUUGUAUUAAAAAAUCUUACAUUGAAAGUUUUGUGAUUAACGGUUUAAAAUUUUGUUGCAGCAAAUAUACAAAUGUUAAUAAAAUCAUAUGAAUAGAAAGUGUCAAUAAUAAAUAUGUAUAUUAAAAUAUAUUUUAUAUAUCUAUGUAAAUAUCACUAAAGUUUAAUUACAUACCAAAUAAAGUAAAUAAAAUGAUUGUUUUAAUUUAUUUACCAAAACAUGAUUGUAAAUUAACAAAAGAUAUUGGUUUUGAUUUAUGUUCUUACUCUUAUGUAUAUAAUUUUAUGUAUAUAUAUUAUUUUUUAAGUAGGUAGUUUUUAAAAUUUUAUUUGAUUUUGACAUUCCCAGAAAUACAAUUCUUCAAAUCGAUGUGAUUUUUAAAUAUUGGAAGCAAUAUAUAUAUAUAUAUAUAUAUAUAUAUAUAUAUAUAUAUAUAUAUAUAUAUAUAUAUAUUAUUUCAUUCAGAUUAAAUAAUUUAGUCAUUAUUUUUAUUAUUAUAAAGUAUUUGAUGAAAUACCAUGACAAGAUUCCAAUCACCUCCUUUUGAGUUUGUUCGAAGAAUGAGAGAUUUGUUCAUUCGUCUAAUAUUUGUUUCUCCCUAAUACCCUAUAUAGCUAUUAUAAUUGUAAAAAGAGAGAUUUGAACUAUUUAUUAUAAGUUUUCUGGUUUAUCAUUUAAUAAAUAUAUAGUUUACAUAUACUAGAAUGGUAAAGUAUUAUCUAUAUUUUUAUCGAUAUACUCUUAAGUAACUAAACUUCAAAAGCGUAGGAUAAUUAUAAAAUAAGUAAUUUGUUUUGUUAUGAUUUUUAGACCGAAUUAGUGAAUUUAUACUAGACAGACAUUUAUAUUUCGAGUAUGCACUUAUAUUCUAUAACAGCUUGAUAUAUUAGAUUUGAACGCUGGUGAUUUUCUUUAAAAAUUUGAUGCUUAUCUGGAGCGGAACAAAUUUUUACAGAUUUCCAUCGAGAGAAAAAACACAAUUCUAUAAAGGUAAAAAAUGAAAUCACUUGUGGAGAGACAAGUAAACAAAACGAGAGCAGAAAACCUAAUCCCCUUUCAUCAUUUUACAAUCGAUGUUGCCUAUCUGGUUUUGGUAAUUAGUGUCAGCCACAAAACUUAAUUUCUUUUUGUGUAUAUGAAGUCUUUAAAAGAAAUGAGUUGUAAUAUGUUAACUGUUCAACAACGAUAUAUAAUACAUUUAAGAGACAAACAUUUGUAUUCGCCAUUUUACAAUCGAUAAGGAUUAUAGUAUUGCAAAAUAUUAAAACCAUUUAAUGAACAAACAUUAAUAUAAAAAAUUCACCCCGCGCAUGCGUGCAUGCUAUCAUGCUAUCAUCUAGUGGUAUAAUAUUAACUAAAACUUAAUGGUAUAAUUAAAACAUAUGUUAAGCAAGUACUAAUGUUUGUUUCACACGAUCGAAAACUGUCGACAACAAGUUUUUUUCUGUUAUAAUUUUCGUUGUUUUAUCUGGCAAAACUUGUUUAUAAUAAGGUUGAUAAUCUAUUUGGCUAAAAGAAAUAUCGUAUAUUAUCAAAUGCGGAUCAAACUACGAUUGUAUGCUAAAUUUAUCUGAAAAAAAAUUCAAAACUUAUUUUUUCUCGAAAUAAAACUUCACAAAUUAUUUGCAAAAUAAAGAUAAACCGAGUAAACCUAAUCAAAAACGAACAAAACCAUAAUACAACUAAACCCAUAUCAAAAACUAACCCAACCACCUGUCUUCUUCUUCAAACCCUUUAUUUUCCAGAUUUUUACCGACAAUUUUCUUUUCAUGAUCGUUUACAAAAGCAUCACAAGAUAAAACUAAACAAACUUAGAUUCUUCUCCCUUUUGAAAGAUUAUGAUACAACACAAAGAGAGAUUAAGGAAUACAUUAGUUUAAAAUUUUAUGGAACGAAAAUUUUAACGAAAAAGUGAAACCAGAAAAGAUUUACAUGGGGAAAAAAGAAGAAGUGUGGGGUCAUUAUUGUAGGGUAUGGUUAAAACAAUUUAGACUGGUUUGAUUUAAUUGUAAUGAAGUUUAAUUUUAGUUUAAUAUUAUAUUUAAAUAGUUAAUGGUUAACAGAUAUAUAAUAAACCAAAUCUAUUCUGAUUUAUGUGUUUUGAAAUUUAGAAGCAUGAGUAUGUGUGUUUCGAAGUUGUGAAAUUUUAAUUUGGAGCAAAAUAAAUUUCUAACUUUUUAGGGCAUUUUGCAUAAUUGCACUCUCUGUGUACGCAUUUAUGCAAAAUUAGCUAUGUACCAAAAAUCACUAUUAUACACUUCACAUGCUCCAAAUUUGCCUUGCUCUAAUUCAGCUCUGAUCCAACACGUGAUCCACAACAGUGCUUUUAAGGCAGAUUGUUAAUUUUAUCAUUUCUUUUGGUUUUUAAGUCGAUUGACUCAACUUUUUAAAGAUAAAUUUAGCAUGGGAUUUUAAUUUGGAUUGCAUCUGAUGCUAUACGAUAUUUUUAUGAGGAAAUAGAUUGUCGAUCCUUUUAUAAUACAUGCCGGUUUAUUAUGAGAAUCAACAGUUUCUUAUUUCUUAAAAACAAUAUACAUGUAGUAAACGGUUUCAUUAAAUGAUAAAAUAUGCAUAUAAGAGUAAAAUGAGUUUGUUAAUAAGCUAUCUGAAGAAACUUACCCGGACGUCUGAAGAAAAAAAUAUGUAUUUGUUAAGCUAUCUCGUGAAAGAGUAGGUUUAAACUUUAGAAUAAAGAUAAUAAGACAUUUCAUUUGGUGGACUGGACAUGACUUUGCCGCGUAUAAAUGUUUUGAUGUAUUUUCGAUAGAAAUAAGGAACAUUUCAUUUUACAUAAAGCCUCACUUUCGGUUGUACCUAAAAGAAAAUCUCAGGAUGUGCCAACUUUUUCCUAUUUGGUUUCUCUCAACAUCAACUAUUUUGUUCAAUUUAAAUAUAUAUUUUGCAUUAAGUGUAGUUGAAGAUGGACCAAGAUUCCAGUGCAAAUGGUAAACGACUGACUUUAUAAUCUUGAGUAAACAAUAUCGUCUUCUAGAAAAUUAAAACCAUCGAUUUAUUCUGCUUCUCCAUUAACUUGUUGCCCUUUAUUUUAGUCUAGCGUUGUGUGCCCGUCAUUUUUUUCUUUCUGGGACCUAUUUUCAAAGAUUAGGUUUGUGUGGCGUUGUUGAUUAGUUAUCUGUUUAAUAUGAAUUUAUAAAAAGACAAAAUAAAAUAUGAGUCAGUAACACAAACAUUUUUUUUUUUAUCAUUCAAAACACUUGAUCGAAUAUAUCCUCUUACUUUAUUUUCUUGCUAAAAUAUAAACUUAAUUUGUUGUGAAUAUAUGCCCAAAAAAAAAAAAAAUUUGUUCAGAAUAUUAUCGCAUUCCCCUUCAACUAGCGGAGCUUCUAUUAAUAUAAAACCUUAGUGAUCUUCCAAAUAUAUCAGAACAUACACGUUAACUAAAAAUACAUUAAAAAUAUA
This is a messenger RNA of Brassica rapa (field mustard), 5408 nucleotides long. RefSeq names its product CLAVATA3/ESR (CLE)-related protein 12-like. The record is from RefSeq and is a predicted model, not a curated record. Lineage: Eukaryota; Viridiplantae; Streptophyta; Magnoliopsida; Brassicales; Brassicaceae.